Molecule: messenger RNA, 1669 nt
Organism: Lutzomyia longipalpis
Lineage: Eukaryota; Metazoa; Arthropoda; Insecta; Diptera; Psychodidae
Gene: BHD
Product: folliculin
Exons: 3
Coding region: 262-1638 (458 amino acids)
Biological process (GO): positive regulation of GTPase activity; positive regulation of transforming growth factor beta receptor signaling pathway; positive regulation of TORC1 signaling
Cellular component (GO): cytosol
Molecular function (GO): GTPase activator activity
Source: RefSeq, a predicted model, not a curated record
AUAUUUUAGGAAAAUGCUAUGAAAACUGUGUGUUUACUUUCUUGUAAAAAUGCGGUAAACACGUGAAUGAUUUAUCCAGCUGUCAAAAUUUAUCCGAGUUAUCUGAAUUUGAGAUUGAGGUUAUGUUUGGAGAUUCCGCGGAGAAUUCUGCAAUUUCAUAGAACAUUUCCUGAACAGUUCCACAGACUUUGCUUUGUUUGUUUUUGUUGAUCACGUGAUAUCAAAACAAAAAGUUUUUGGAUAACAUUUUGCAUUUUUUCUAUGAAUGCCGUGAUUGUUUUGUGUCAUUUCUGUGAACUCCACGGUCCACUGGCCAUCUUCUGCACGCAGACACUCCGUGAGACGCGCCUAAGUGAUGUAUUGUCCAACAAACGAGGAGAUUCCUUGGGGAAAAAAUGCGCAGCAUGCACAUCUCUCGGGGAAACUUUGGUUCUCAUGACCAAAGAUGAGGAGAGUCAGGCAAAGUUUGUGAGUUCGCAACAGCCAAUGAUUCAGGAUGUCAUCCCCCUUGUGAAGCAAGCAGCCUUUCGUAGUCUCAGCUGUGAGAUUACCAAUAAAGACGAUGGACUUGUUUUCUUCGGAGAUGGCUCCCGUGGUCAUGUUCUCAGUCACAGCUUUCAGAUCCCAGAUUCAAAGGCACGCGGUUUCUACAGGCUCUUCUCCAUUGUCGUGCUGAUGAAGGAUAAACUCUUUCUGGUGAACAUUCAGCCAUUUCUCUCGCACAAUUUGCGAAAGAUUUCAAGUGAACUGAAGGAUUAUGCAAAUGCUGCAAAUCCCGGAGAGCAAUCUCGUCAGAGUGAAAAAGCACAGAGGCUCAGCGAAGGAAUGGGCUUCUCUCAGCCACGGCCACUUACAGAAUUGACUGGAGAGAAGCACAUUUUUGCCCACAUUCACUCCCAAUUUGCAUGGAUUCUGUGGGCAGGAGCACAAUAUCUCAAGGAAUCUGUUACCAUCGGUAGCCCAAUGGUGCCUCCGUGGCUGGGAAAGGACACCGAAGAGGGAUUCACCAUGGUUCAGGUUGACAAGGAAGAAUGGCUUAUGCGGAAGCACGGAAUUGACGAAGGGGAUGAUGAUAUUGCAAUCAUUCGCGAUUUUAGGCGAUUCAGGAGCCUUCUGGAAUCCCAUUUCAUCCCACUGUGCUAUUGUGUUAUAGUUGGCACACAAGUACUCCUCCGGGGACCAUCGGGAGAGACUCUGCGGAUGAUUAAGUGCCUGAAAAAGCUUCUUCCGAAGUACCUUCAUCGCCUAAUUCACGUCGAUGCUUCCAAGUACCUUCCUCCCUCUGAAUGCAGAAUUCUCUCAGUAAGUUUCAACAUCACAGUUCCUCAGUCCUGCACGGGAAUAUUCAGAGUUGAAUUCCCAAAAAGGAGGGAAGAUAAGUUUUCCAUUGAAUGGUUGGGAGAUCUUCCUGGAAAAACUCCUGAUCUUCUGACUAAAAUCCUUCGGGCUUUUGAGGAAGAACAAUUCACUGAUAUUGUUCUCGAGAAGCAUCUUCGUGUUCUCAUUGAGGAGUGGAAUAACAAAAUACAAUGUCUGAAGAAGAUCCAGAAUAGCCAGGAUGUGAAUCGUAUAAAGAAGAUCUUGAGUGUGCAACAACAGGAUGCCUUACUAGUGAAUUAUUGGUCGAAUAAUGCGUAAAAGAAAACAAUAAAUUAUAUAUGUCCGGAAA